Messenger RNA from Homo sapiens (human), 9859 nucleotides. It is a transcript of the gene SYDE2, whose product is annotated as synapse defective Rho GTPase homolog 2. Lineage: Eukaryota; Metazoa; Chordata; Mammalia; Primates; Hominidae. The transcript is spliced from 7 exons. The coding region runs from base 21 to 3218 and encodes 1065 amino acids. Gene Ontology annotation, biological process: signal transduction. The record is from RefSeq and is a predicted model, not a curated record.
AUUAUCUGCUGAUCCAGGCCAUGCACGACCUGCCCCCUGACUCGGGCGCGCGGCGGGGCGGCAGGGGCUUGGCGGAUCACAGCUUCCCCGCGGGAGCCCGGGCUCCGGGCCAGCCGCCUUCCCGCGGCGCCGCGUACCGCCGAGCCUGCCCCCGGGACGGGGAGCGGGGAGGCGGCGGACGCCCUCGGCAGCAGGUGUCCCCGCCCCGGUCGCCUCAGAGGGAGCCGCGGGGAGGCCAGCUGCGGACUCCUCGGAUGCGGCCGUCCUGCAGCAGAAGCCUCGAGAGCCUCCGGGUGGGUGCCAAGCCGCCUCCCUUCCAGCGGUGGCCGAGCGACAGCUGGAUCAGGUGCGGCGCGCACCGGGACUGGGACGAGCCCCCGCCACGUGGAGGCAGGAUGGACGGCUGGAGUGGGGACCGCGCCCGGGCGGCUGCACCCACCGGCCUCCAGCCUCCAGGCUGCAAGGACCACGGCUGCUCCUCGGGAAGCCCUUUCAGGGAUCCAGCGGGGUCCUCUGUGAUACGCAGUGGCAAAGGAGACCGCCAGGAAGGCCCCUCCUUCCUCAGGCCGCCGGCAGUGACAGUCAAGAAGCUGCAGAAGUGGAUGUACAAAGGGCGUCUGCUGUCCCUGGGAAUGAAGGGUCGUGCCCGUGGGACGGCUCCCAAAGUCACAGGAACGCAGGCAGCCUCCCCAAAUGUGGGCGCUUUGAAAGUGCGUGAAAACCGUGUCCUGUCGGUGCCUCCAGACCAAAGAAUUACGCUGACAGAUUUAUUUGAAAAUGCCUAUGGGUCUUCAAUGAAGGGAAGAGAACUUGAAGAGCUGAAGGAUAAUAUUGAAUUCAGAGGUCAUAAGCCACUUAACAGCAUCACUGUUUCAAAGAAACGCAAUUGGCUAUAUCAGAGUACUCUGAGGCCUCUUAAUCUGGAAGAAGAAAAUAAGAAAUGCCAAGAUAGAAGUCAUUUAUCCAUCUCACCUGUGUCUCUACCUAAACAUCAGCUAUCACAGUCUUUCCUCAAAUCAUCUAAAGAGUACUGUACAUAUGUGGUAUGUAACGCUACAAACUCUUCAUUAUCGAAAAACUGUGCUUUAGAUUUUAAUGAGGAAAAUGAUGCAGAUGAUGAAGGAGAAAUAUGGUACAAUCCCAUUCCUGAGGAUGAUGACCUUGGUAUAUCAAGUGCCUUGAGUUUUGGUGAGGCCGACUCUGCUGUUCUGAAGCUCCCUGCUGUCAAUUUGAGCAUGUUGUCUGGCAGUGACCUGAUGAAAGCAGAGCGGCAUACUGAAGACUCACUGUGCUCUUCCGAACAUGCAGGUGAUAUUCAGACCACACGGUCAAAUGGAAUGAAUCCUAUACAUCCUGCCCAUUCCACAGAAUUUGUGCAGCAGUACAAGCAAAAGCUAGGACACAAGACACAAGAAGGUAUAAUGGUGGAGGACAGUCCCAUGUUGAAAUCUCCUUUUGCAGGUUCUGGGAUCCUGGCUGCUACAAAUAGUACUGAAUUGGGAAUUAUGGAACCAUCUUCUCCAAAUCCUAGCCCUGUGAAAAAAGGCAGUUCAAUUAAUUGGUCAUUGCCAGAUAAAAUAAAAUCUCCACGAACUGUGAGGAAACUUUCCAUGAAAAUGAAAAAGUUGCCAGAAUUUAGCCGAAAGCUAAGCGUUAAGGGAACAUUGAAUUAUAUAAACAGUCCAGAUAAUACUCCUUCUUUGUCUAAAUAUAACUGCCGAGAAGUUCAUCAUACUGAUAUUCUGCCCUCUGGGAACACAACCACCGCUGCUAAGAGGAAUGUUAUAAGCCGAUACCAUCUUGAUACCAGUGUAUCCUCCCAGCAGAGCUACCAGAAGAAAAACUCUAUGAGUUCUAAGUAUUCCUGCAAAGGUGGUUACCUUAGUGAUGGAGACUCACCUGAACUUACAACUAAAGCUAGCAAACAUGGAUCUGAAAACAAAUUUGGAAAAGGAAAAGAAAUAAUUUCAAAUAGUUGUAGCAAGAAUGAAAUAGACAUUGAUGCUUUUAGGCAUUAUAGCUUUUCUGAUCAACCUAAGUGUUCACAGUACAUAUCUGGGCUCAUGAGUGUACAUUUCUAUGGUGCUGAGGAUUUAAAACCACCUCGGAUAGAUUCAAAAGACGUCUUUUGUGCAAUUCAGGUAGAUUCAGUAAACAAAGCAAGAACAGCUUUGCUCACAUGCCGAACAACAUUUUUAGACAUGGAUCACACUUUCAACAUAGAAAUUGAAAAUGCACAACAUUUGAAACUAGUAGUAUUCAGUUGGGAACCCACUCCAAGAAAAAAUCGAGUUUGUUGUCAUGGAACUGUUGUUCUUCCCACCUUAUUUAGAGUGACAAAGACUCAUCAGUUGGCUGUCAAACUUGAACCUAGAGGUCUUAUUUAUGUGAAAGUGACUCUUAUGGAACAGUGGGAGAAUUCUCUUCAUGGACUAGAUAUAAACCAAGAACCAAUAAUAUUUGGAGUUGAUAUUCAAAAAGUUGUAGAGAAAGAAAAUAUAGGACUGAUGGUGCCCCUUCUGAUACAGAAAUGUAUUAUGGAAAUUGAAAAGAGAGGCUGUCAGGUAGUAGGCCUGUAUCGAUUAUGUGGUUCGGCAGCAGUCAAGAAAGAACUGCGAGAGGCUUUUGAGAGAGAUAGCAAAGCUGUUGGUCUGUGUGAAAACCAGUACCCAGAUAUAAAUGUAAUAACAGGUGUUCUUAAGGAUUAUUUAAGAGAACUCCCUUCUCCUCUGAUAACAAAGCAGCUUUAUGAGGCUGUAUUAGAUGCAAUGGCAAAAAGUCCUUUGAAAAUGUCAUCAAAUGGUUGUGAGAAUGACCCAGGUGACUCUAAGUACACUGUUGACCUGCUGGAUUGUCUGCCAGAGAUUGAGAAGGCAACCCUAAAGAUGUUGUUGGAUCAUUUGAAAUUGGUGGCUUCCUAUCAUGAAGUGAAUAAGAUGACGUGCCAGAAUUUGGCUGUGUGCUUUGGACCAGUAUUAUUAAGUCAGAGGCAAGAGCCUUCCACCCAUAACAACAGAGUCUUUACUGAUUCAGAAGAACUUGCAAGUGCUUUGGAUUUUAAAAAACACAUUGAAGUUCUUCAUUACUUACUCCAACUCUGGCCAGCGUUUAACUGUCAAAAAAUCAACAGACAAUUUAUUCCCAGAGCAGAAGUCUUCUCUGAAUUAUCUGAGGCAGAAGAAAGAACGACCUCAUAUGUUAAAUUUGAGUGGUACUGAUUCAUCAGGAGUACUUAGGCCAAGGCAAAACCGAUUAGACAGUCCACUUAGCAAUCGUUAUGCAGGAGACUGGAGCAGCUGUGGGGAAAACUACUUUUUAAAUACAAAAGAAAAUUUAAAUGAUGUGGAUUAUGAUGAUGUCCCUUCAGAAGAUAGAAAAAUCGGAGAAAAUUAUAGCAAAAUGGAUGGGCCAGAAGUAAUGAUUGAACAGCCAAUUCCCAUGUCCAAAGAGUGUACAUUUCAGACAUAUUUGACAAUGCAGACAGUUGAGUCUACAGUGGAUCGAAAAAACAAUCUCAAAGAUCUACAAGAAAGUAUUGAUACUUUGAUUGGAAAUCUGGAACGUGAGCUCAACAAAAACAAGCUUAAUAUGAGUUUUUGAGAUUGAGGGUUUUUUUUUGUAAUGUCUUAAAGUUUCAAAUCUGUUUUUGUUUUAUUUUCUUAUACCACCCACAGCGAUGUUUUCAUUUUUUUACUCUUGAAAUCUUUAAUUAAUUUUUAAUAAGUUUAUCUGAUUCAAUUAAAAACACUAUUCAUUAAUACAAUUUUUACUUAUCUCACUAGAAAACUUUUCUGGGGAUCAAUAAAACUUGGACUUCUUGGGAUAUUUUACUAAAUCUUGCCAACUCUAUGGAGAUAACUUUCAAAUGCACUUAAGAAGGUUCACAUAAGUUAUUAGCCCCUCAAGGUUUUUCUGCUUUAUGGGAACCACUCUUCUGUAGCUGAGACAGAUGUCCUUUUUUUUGUUGUUUUUUGAGACAGAGUCUCACUCUGUCGCCCAGGCUGGAGUGCACUGGUGCGAUCUCAGGUCACUGCAACCUCCACCUCCCUGGUUCAAGUGAUUCUCCUGCCACAGCCUCCCGAGUAGCUGUGAUGACGGGGCCCACCACCAUGCCCAGCUAAUUAUUGUAUUUUUAGUAAAGAUGGGGUUUCACCAUGUUGGCCAGGCUGGUCUCGAACUCCUGAUCUCAGAUGAUCCGCCCACCUUGGCCUCCCAAAGUGCUGGGAUUACAGGCGUGAGCCACUGCGCCUGGCCUCUAGAUGUUCUUUUAGAGGAACAUCACAGCUGCUCAGUCUGAUUUGCAGUACUGGUCCUGGUACACUGCAACAUCCUUUGGUCAAAUUUUAUUUGUAAUGCAAAUGCUGCUAUAAGAAAAUCUUUUUAUAAAUAAAAGUGAAAUUAUACAAGUAUUAAUGUUUUCUGUAUUAACAGUAAUUAUUUAAGCUUAUAAAAAUUAAAUAUUUUUAUAAUCCUGAAACUGUAUAUAUUUAUAAAUGCAUAUAUGUAUAGAUAUCAGGAUGGGGGAGGGGUUAUUGUAGAAUCACAUGUAUUUUUAAAGUAUAUAUGUCAUGAGGCCAAAAUUAUUAUCUUAAAGUAUUUUUUUCAGGGAAAGAACAUUUAAAUUAAAGGAGGAAUUACAUAAAAACACUUGAACAAUAAUACUCUAGAAGCAUCUGAAUAGAAAUAAUAGACUUUCUUUCCUUUAUUCACAGAAAGUCACAAUGUCCCCUGGGAAAAGUCAUCUUUUAAAUUUGAAAUCCUCUAACUCCUUAAGGGAUUAAGUACCCAGAUUUCUGCACUGGUGACUUAGAUUUAAUAAAUCUGCUCCUGUUCUAUGCAUUUUUAUAUUCUGCUUUGUUUUAAUUAUUUAUUUGUAGUAGUACAUUUAUAACAUUGACUUUAUAAUUACCCCCAUUUGUUUCUAAAUAGUCUUGCCAGCAUAUUACAUGUUACUGAUUUUUAAAAAUUAACUUAUUUUGGCUAAGUAUAUAUACAAUGUUAUAGAAUCACAGUAAUGUUUGAAAAUGUAAAUUUAGAAGGCUUUUGUAUUAAAUCAAAAUGUAUUUUUUUAACUUUUAUAUCUACAGAAUAUGUAAUUUUAAAAUUAUAAAUAGACUUUAAGUUACCAACUUUUAAGACAUGGCAGCCAUUGAAAAACUGGCUUCCUGAUGUUUUUCUAAAUAUUAAAGUACUUAAAAUAUUUCUAUGCAAUAAAUAUUGAUAAACAGACAUUAUUUAAUUUGAAAACCCAUUGUUAAAAAAGAUAAAUAUUUUUAUAUGAAAUUUUCAUUUUUUAAAACUUUGUGUUAACAAUUCAGAAGAAUACCAAGAGAACAUAUAUAUUGAGUAAACAGUCAAAGGAAAGUACUCUUGAAUGUUUUAUAGGAAAGCUGUCUCAGUUUCCUUCCUUUUGUUGCUAUAUCAUGUAUGAAUUGAAUAAAUUGCUCUAGAAAUGUAAAAAUUUUAUUAAAAUAUUAUAAUCUUCGUGUUAUGCUAUUAUAAUGGUUUUAAGGAUCACUUAUUUUAAUAUUCUUUUUAAGCAAAGGUGUUAAAAUUUUGGACCAUCAUGUAUUAUCCAUCAAUAUAUGUAAAUAACAUUUAUUUGUCCAGAAUUUUCCAGAAUCUGAAAUACUUUUAAGGGCCAUGCUUGUAUUACUAUAUUACUAUAUUAUUUUGGAUGAGAAUAGUUUUAAAGUUGAUCUCUGCCCUCUUAGAGAAUUCUAUCAUUUUUUUGUUGUCUCAUCACCGAGUUAUAGCUAUAAACUGCUUUUAUUGACUCUGCUGUACCAGAAGUGUUGGAUAAGUUUAGAUGUCUUUACUUUAAAUGGCAUUUUACUUCAAAUAUUUUUUGCGAGUUUUUAUACCUGCUUUUUAUAAUUUCCUAGGAUCUUUCUGUAGUGUCAACUGUUGCUCCUUUCUGAGGCUGCCAGCUUUAAUUUUUCUUUUUCUUUUCUUUUUUUUUUUUAAUAGAGACAAGAUCUCAGUAUAUUGCCCAGGCUGGUCUCAAAUUCCUGGGCUCAAGCGAUCCACCCGCCUCAGCCUCCCAAAGUGCAAGGAUUACAGGCGUGAGCCACUAUGCCCAGCCCCUAAUGUUUUUUAGGAUUAAAAACAAUUUUAAUUUUAGAGCAUGUACCUGAAUAAAAAUUCUAAACAAUUCAGAUGGAUAGAAAAUAAAAGUACAAGUGUUUCUGUCUGCCAUCCACACCAAUUUCACCUCUUAGAGGUUAACAGCACGUUUCUUGCUGCUGUUUCUUAUCAUUUAAGCCAAAUUUGUUAUUCUAUGAAUGAUAAACAGUUUAUCUCACUUCAUUCCUUCUCACCAUUUUUGUUAUGUUUUUAGUUCAUUUGUUCUCCUUUAUAACUGUAGUUAAUAAUUUUUUUGAUCCAUUGACUUUAAAUAUAUUUCCAUAACAUUGAGGAAAUGACCAACCUUGUACUUCCCUUCCAUUACUGUCCUUUACCUCCUAACUUCUCUUAAGUUAUACUAUUAGUUUAUAUAAUCAGUUUUAAUAGAUGUAUAGUUUUCCCUUUAUACUGUAUAUUUAUUUGUAUAUUGUAUAUACUGUAUACUGUAUAUUUAUUCUAAACACUGCAAAUCAGUAACUAGCAGUCACACUAUGCAAAAGUAUGCACAGGUAAACCAGGUGAUUUAUCUCCUUCUAUGUAUCUAUCUUAUAUCCUUAAGUCUGUGCUGAUUUAAGCAGAAUGCUUCAUACAUAAAGGCCAAAUGGAUUCUUUUAUAGCCAGUCGUCAACUUCCCCAAAUCAUGCCAUGUGUCAUUUGCUACGUAAUUGGGUCAUGGCUUUUGCAUACUUUAAUGGUUCCUGGAGUAAGUAAUUGCUUUUAUUUCUUUUUUUUUAAAAAAAAUCUUUCAAUAGAGACGGGGUAUUGUUAUGUUGCCAGGACUGGUCUCAAAUUUGUAGGCUCAAGCGAUCCUUUCCGCCUCAGUCUCCCAAAGUGCUGGGAUUACAGUAUGAGCCACUGCUUCCAGCCUGCUUUUAUUUCUCGACAGAAGAAAAACACUUGCUUUACUGUAGCUCUUCUUUUAAUCAUACUAUUGAAUUACCAGAUUUGUUCAGAGUGCUUUUAGCUCUCAUCUUGGGAUUCUGGAACUAUAUUCUUGUCUUUAUUUUUCUUUGACAGAAUUGACAGGAAGGAAGGAAGUAUGUUCUUCACUCUAACCCCGAGAUCAUUUUAUGCUUCUUAAUCAGCUUCAUCAAAUUAGGACAAAGUGAUUUUUAGCUAUCAUCUUGGGAUGUAUUUUCUUUGUACUCCUAUUUUUUUUUUCUUUCUUUUCUUUCUUUUCUUUUUUCUUUUUCUUUUCUUUUUUUUUUUUUUUUGCUGCAUUCUUUCUUGAAUUUGUCUUUUCUGUUUGCUGAAGUAUAUUUACAGGUGCCUUUUUUUCCCCCAGAAAGGGUGCAUGGGAGAGAAACUAGGAGUCCUUGUGUGUUUGACAAGGCCUUUAUUUUUUCCUCACACUUUAUUUUUAUUGGGCCUGCAGUUCUAUGUUCAAACUCAUUUUUCUUUAGAAUUUUGAAGACAUUUCACUAUUACCUUCAAGCAUCCAGUUUUGCAGUAGUCCAGGCUAGAAAGAUUCGGACAAGGAUAGAAACAAUAGAGAUGGUGAGAUAUGGUUGGAUUCUGGAUAUAUUUUGAAGCAGGAGCUAAAAGAAUCUGCCAGUGGACUAUGAAAGGAGUAGGGCCUGAGCAGCUGAAUGAUGGAGCGCCAUCAAAUGAGAUUGAAAUGACUCCAUGUUUUUUCAGUGAGUUCCUUCUAUUGGACGUUGGUGUUGUUAAUAUAGUAGUUAUUAAAAUGUCUUAUAAUGUCCUGUUAACGAUUAGUACUAAUGCCUCUGUACUUGGUGAUGGUGCUCAUAGAGUUACUACUAGAAUAAGAAGGCCAGAAGAGGUUGCAGUGAGCCGAGAUUGCGCCACUGCACUCCAGCCUGGGCGACAGAGCGAGACUCCGUCUCAAAAAAUAAAAAAUGAAAAAUAAAUAACUGUCUGGAAAAUUUUAGAUUAUGUAGCUUUACAUGUUAGGGACCCUAAAGAAACAAGGUUGAGUACUGGUAGGGUCCCUGAAAAGAAUUUAGUUUCCAGACCACAGAUUGAGUUUGAUGGUUAAGAUUUUAUAAAUUAAAUAUAUCAAUUUUUAGGUACUUUGGUAUGAUAAAGUUGUAUUAUGAUUAAUAAUAACAAGUCUUAAUUUGAGGCUUACUCACUUGAGGACUUUGGUACAAAAAUGCUCUUUUGCUGUUUUUCCUGACCAAUUUUCACUCUGAAUGCAAAAGGGUCAUAUGUGAUAAACACUGAAGUGCCACAAGUCAGAUUUCUUGAUUGCAUUCUGCCUCAGCCUGAAAUGGACUUGCUAACUCAGGCAGAAAUUGAAUUUGUUGAGAAAAUAGUGUAUCAAAGGGAAGACUUUGAGGGUGCUGAAAGUCUUUUAUAUUUUGGUCUAGGUGGUGGUUUCAUAGGUGUUUACAUAUCAGGUUGCAUACUUAAGAUUUGUGCCCUUUAUAUGUCAUACCUCUUUUUAAAUUUUUUUUAAUGGGCAAGCUUGAGAAAUAGACUUGGAAAAGAAACAGAAACUAAGAGAGGCUAGGUCGUCAGAAUGACAGCAAUCAAGGCCAUACCUGGUUAUGACACUGCUGUUGCUGUCACUGUCACUAAGCAGCCUCAUGUACUCCCCACUGGAGUUAGUUAGAAAACAUCCUCAUUCUCCAUUACUCCUGAUUCACAGUCCCAGACAGAAGCAUGAGAUUGUACUCCAGCUUCCAGGAGGCAGAGAGGAAUUAGCUUGCAUCCUUUCUUAGAAUUUACAUAGUAAGUAGAUUCUAUGAUCGCAGAAGGAGAUUUGGAUGCCGAGCAGGCAAAACAGUGACAAAUAUACACAACACUUUCCUAAUCAUCUGAACCCUGUUGCUCCAAAAUUGGAGUCUUUCUUACCCUGUCCCCCCUGUAUAUCCCAGCCAUCAACAGGUCUAAGUGCUGUGUGUCUUAAACUGCAUUGGAGUUUGUCACUGCUAAUACCCUAGUCCAAGCCACCAUCAUCCCUCAAUCUCAUAUUUCCUCUCUGCUAUCACUCUCCCCUCUCUACACCCACGAUCCAGUCUAUUCAUGGAAGCUACUAUGAAAAAGAUAUACUGCAUCAUUUCCUAGGCCUUCUCCCUUGCUCCCUGGCUCUAGCAACACUGGGGACCCUCAUUGCUGUCUGAGGCUCUCUGCUCUUGCCAUUGCCCCUGUCUGGAAAGCUCUUUAUCCAGAUGUUACUUAAGCAGUUCCUUUUUGUCAUUCGCUUCUCUGCUCAAAUGUCACUUCAAAGAGCCUGCUUCUGAACAGCCUGCUCUGAGAAUAAGGGGAAGAAGCAGAUGGAGAUUUCUGGGUUUUUUUGUAAUAAAUGCUAUUAAUAAAUACUUAUGGUACUAUCUGACUAAACUGCAGAUAUUUAUCACUUUGGUAAAUGUUUACAUUUAAACCAAAUUUAAGAAGAAAAAUGUUUAAAAAACUACACCCACAUCCAUUGUCACUUUUUGUCUAUCACCUGGGCUUCAAGGCUUUAUCAUUAUCUGAAAUUAUCUCAUUUAUUUAUUUGUUUAUUCAUUUAUUGUCUAUGUCCACUCCUGUAGAAUGUAAUCUCCAUGGCAGCAGGGACUUUGUAUAACAAUCUAGUUCAUUGCCAUAUGCCUAGGGACUAUAACAUAGAAGCUGUUCAAUUAAUUGUUAAUCAAUGAAUAACUGUAAUAAGAUACUUGAGAAUGGUUGUCUUUUUGUUAGGAAAAGACUAAGUACUAUAAUCGCAAUGUCUACAUAAUUUUAAAAAUAUUCACUCCUGAGUAAUAAAUUAUUUGUGGUUAAGAGA